GCUGACAACAUUUAAUGUGUAGAAAUCUCAAGAACUGAAAGAUGUCUUCUGUCCACAAAUACGCCAUUAAACUAAAACCAUACUUAGUAAGCCAUGAAAAAAGCAGAGAAACAAAGAUGCUUUCGGUUUUGAACAUUUUUAAAGCCAAACACAAGUAAUAAGAUAUUGCCAACUUUGUACUACUCUUUUCUUUAGUUCAAUUUGGAGCUCCCAAAUUCUUUUGUUUAUUUGCUUCUUCUAGCUAGUCUGUCACUAAGGGUACAAAAACACUGCAAACACGAGCAUUUUAGCGAUGAUUGAAAAGGGGGCAUUGAUCUUGUUCUUUUGGCCGAUCAUAAUCUCCCCUACACUACUGAUUCCCAAACUGUUCAUCCAUCAUUCCGUUUACGAAAGGGAACAUAUUCUGAUUCACUUGAAGAGCCUUUAAAACCACUACAAUUUUUGAGAUGCAAAAAGAGGAUAGAAGAAGAAGAGAGGAAGAACGAGUCUAGAAAUUAAAAGCUGUCCUACCCUAUUUACAACAGCCACAUGCCAUUCGCUUUCAAGCAUUUGCUUCUUUCUUAGCUAAAAGCCUUACGUUCCUGUAAAAAUACCAUACAAAACAGGCUCAUAAUAACUGCUAAUACCAAGUCUCCCUCCUUCCCAUUUAAAGCUUUUACUUACCUAACCACAUUGACCCUGUUUUUCCCUCCCUAACGUUCUUGAUGAUGAUCCAUAGCCUCAUGAUCUCCAUGCAAAUCAACCAUCAGCUCCUCAUCACCAUCAACUUGAAAAAUCAUUCUUAAGUCAUCCCCUGAAAUCACCACAACCUAAAAAAAAGUUCAUUUGUCGAACUACCCUAAAAAAAAAAAAAAAAAGACUCCCAAUUUCAUUUUCUCCAUCCUUAUUUAAGUCCUUAUUAGAUAACCGACAAUGUGGAAACAUCGGAAUAGUCCAUUGGUAUUAAAGAUGAAGCUGACUAUGAUUCUGUUCCUUGUGAAUUUAGUUGCAAUUCAUGCUAACAGUAACGAAAACAAUGAUCGAGCAGAUUUGGUGGAAUCAAUGCCGAAGACGAGUAUGAAAUGUGGUGAGUGCCCAUGUGGAAAUCCAUGCAGUCAGGAGCUGCCGCCACCAUCGCCACCACCACCGGCACCCGCGCCGCCACCAAAGACGACCCAGAAUUGCGCUCCGCCACCUCCGAGGUUCUACUAUUUUUCAAACCCCGGCGACCAGACAGCUCAAGCGGUUACUCCGCCGCCGCCACCCCGGUUCACCUACAUCAUCGGCGGCGGCCCGCCGGGGAACUUGUAUCCAACCGAUCCUUACAGUCUGGAAAUCUACAAUGCUGCUACAUCAAACCCAUCAUCCUCUGCUGCAUUCUUAGGAUUAUUUCUUUUCGUGAUCUAUGGCCUUUUAUGGGGGUAUAUAGUAUAGUACUGGAAGCAAAAAACACAUUUACUUAGAUUGGAUUUUCUUUCGAAUUCAAUCUGAAACUUAAUUUAUUCAUGUACAACUCGUGCAUUUUCAGGAUUUAUUUAUUAUAAUGUCACACUUAUUUACUUGUGAAACUCUGUUUUAUGCAGAGUCAAUUGUUCAUUCGUUAGUUGUCUGAAUUGAUCCAGACAAACUUUUAACCAAUCAACCUUGGCCG
Oldenlandia corymbosa var. corymbosa is the source of this 1630-nucleotide messenger RNA. The record is from the annotation of a GenBank genome assembly. Lineage: Eukaryota; Viridiplantae; Streptophyta; Magnoliopsida; Gentianales; Rubiaceae.